AUGGCCCCUCUGCCCACGGCGUCGGCUCUCCUGCCCUCUGCGAGGGACGAAACCCUGAGCGGCUGCGACGGCGAUUUGUCCCCCGACGCCUCGGCGCCGGCCUUGCUCGCAUAUCAGAUUCUGCCGCCAAUCCCCGCGGUCGUGCCGCCUCUCUCCUUCCGGGAUCCGCAGCCUCCGCUCGCUUCGUCCGCGUGCAUCGCCUCGCGCCACCACCCUCCGAUGGUCCGCCACCUGCUGGACUCUUCGCAUCCGCUUCCUUCGCGCAAACUCGCGUCUUCUCUGCUCGCCGCCUUCGCUUCACCUGCCGCUCAGCCGACUUUCUCUGCGUGUCCGGAGGCGCCCCAGCUAAACCUGUCUGGCGACGCGGCGGCGCGCUCGCCGCGUGCGCGGGGCAAGGCGCAGCAGAAGCAGGCCGUGGCUCACGCGGUGGGCGAGGAGGCGACAGCUCCGGCGCGUACAGACACCGUGGCGGAGUCCGAUGACGCAGGCGCCAAGCCGCGGCGCAGCCCCGAAGUGUCGCACGCCUGCUUGUCUGCGGCGGGCGCGUCUGCGUCUCGCCUGUCCGCGGGGAGGCUUUUAGGCGCCCCUGACGCGCAGCCGGUUCCCUCCUACUCGCCUCUGCGGCGGUUCACUGAGUCCGUGGCGCCCUCCGCGGCUCCUUCUUCUUCGCUCUUCAUCGCGCCGUUUUUUUCGUCCCCGGCGGCACCACAGAGGUCACCGACUUCUCUCCAGUCGGAGCUUGCGUCCUCCGCGUUGCGUUGCCGCGCCGCCGAGCUGCAGCAGACGCGCCUCUUGCGCGCGCUCGCGGCGGCGGUCUACCGCGCCGUGCAUCCCCACGCGCGCAACCUUGCCGAUAUCAUCGAAACUCACGGCCUUGCGGCGGCCGCAGACCUGUACGCGCAGGGCGCCGUCGCCUCCGAGACCGCGCGGCUUCGCCAGAAAGAUGAUUCCCUCGAGAGCGUCAUCGGCGCGGCCCUAACGGGACACCGAUCUCCACUUCUGGAGGAGGCGUCCUCGCCCGUCACAGGUGCGUCGCCCUUCGCGUCUCCGCGUCCUCUGCUUUGCGGCGCGUCCGGCGACGCCGCCUCAUCCUCUCGGCCGUCGCUGCUGGGCGCUCGACGAGGGAGACGCGAGGCCUUUCUGGUCUCGAGCGCCUCGAUCGUCGCAGAGGGCGACAGGGGCGGCGCGGCGGAGGGCGAGGGCGCGGUGGCCUGGCGUUUUUUCAGAGGCAGCCGCGGAGACGUCUUCGACUUCCUGCCGGUCGUCGUCGCCGCGGCGGGCGUCGACGCCGGCGACCACCGCCUCGCUGUGCAGCUGCUGACGGCCGAGUGCAUGAGCCGCAGCCGCCGCACGUGGAAGAAGUGGCGCAGGCGCCAGCUGCGGCUGCAGCGCGAGCGUGCGAACGACACGACUGACGACGAGGCCGCGGAGGGGGACGCGGGGGGCGACGAAGGCCGGGCGAGGCCUGCGCAGGAGCCAGAGGAGGCGCGCGAGGAGGAGGGCGUUUUCUUCUUCCGCGCCGCGGUGCUGCGCGCGUCCGAGUGCAACUCCGUCGCGGCCGCCAUGCAGUCCAUGUAUCUCCAACUCACGGCGCCUCCCGUGAGCUUCGCAGGCGCGUCGUCGCUUCGCCCGCGGAGGGACGACGCAGCCACGACUUCGCUUUUCGCCGCGGCGAGCCAAAGCCUCGAGAAGGCGAUUCAUCCGCUCCUCCGCGGCGCGCGCGCCCGCGAGGACGUCUCCACGACCGUCGCCUGGGAGUCAGCGCCGUCGACCUUGCUCGGGCGGGCGGCGGGGCCUGCCUCCACGCAGACGCAGGCCGCCUCGACGCUUGAGCACCUGCUGCUCGCGCAGCUCCAGACAAAGCGCGAGGACCGACUGCAGGCGGCCGCUGCAGGCGGUCGGAAGGCGGGCGAGAACGGCCUCUUCGCCGCGCCGUUCGUCCUUGGGGACGAAGCGGACGACGGGCGAGGAGACGACGCUGAGGCCGCAGCGGCCGGCGGCGAGGGCAUGCUCGGCACCGCGAAGCGAUUCGACGGCAUCUGCGAGAAGCUCGAACUCUGGUGGAGAGCCCUCGAGCUGUUCCCAGACGCGGCACAUGCAGACGCGGCCGAGGCGACCUGCGAGAAGGCCGCGACGAUUCGAGGCGCACGUCGCGGGCGAGGACGGGGGCGACUGGGCGACGGACUCCUCGGCGCAGACGAAGGCGCGCUGAGCGUCGCGCGCACGCGCCGGCAGAAGCAGGUUCGCGCGUUGUGGGACGAAGGCAGCGACGAAGAGGACGAGGACGCAGAUUCGGGCGACGAGGCCGCGAGGGCGAAGAAGAGCGGGAGCUCGCAGGCUGCCAGAGGCGCAGGGAGCGACGCGCGCGCGCCGAGAAAGAAGUCGCGCGCCGCCAGCGUCUCCAGCGACUCGCCGUCUGGCGCACGGGAGGCCUGCGCGGCAGCUUCGCCCCUCGCGGUCGGCACAUGCGUGUUCAGGCCCCUCUCGGGCUCGGCGGCGGAGGCAUCGUGCUUGGGCGAGGACCUCGUCGCCCGGCGUCGGGGUGGCGCGCCGGCGGUGCGCGUGGACUCGGCGGCGCUGCUGGUCGUCCUCGAGGAGACGGAGGCGUUUUCGCUCUCGUUUGUGGCUUCCUUCCUGCAUCUCCUGGCACUGCUCCGCACGCAGUGCCGCCUGCCGCUGGUCGUGGUCACCGCGGCGUCGUCUAGUUCCUCGGUGCGGCAGUUUCUGUCCCACCCGCGGACAACCUGCCGCCUUGCGGUGGAGGCCGCGACGCUCCUGCAGCCGUCCCUGGUGCAGCAGCAGAUCGUCACCCUCCUGCUCUCCUCGGCGGCGACGCUGCCCUUCACGCUCGCGCUUCCGUCUCUUCUCGUUCUGCUUCAGCACACAGAGGAAAACGCGACUCCGUCGGUCCUUCAGCUCGUUCACCUUUUCCAGCUGGUCAUUCGCAUGUUUUACCAGACGCAUCCGCUCGCCUUCCUCUGCCGCGGCUUCGAGGACGCGGUCGGCCUCCUCCACGCAGAAGAAAGUGAGGACGGCGCCGAGGCAGACGCCCGGGGGGGAGGAAAGAAAGCUGCGCACGCCGCCGAGCGGAAACCGCGCUCCAGCUUAGAGAGAGCCGGCGAGAGCGACGCGGCGGGCGAGGACGGCGCCCGGAUCGCGACAGCCAGCGAAGCGAAGGCCACGCAAUCCGCGGAGGACGCGGGGACUCCUGAGGGCGAAGAGGCGGCAAGAAGCUUCCAUGCGCGAGCCUCGCAGGUGCUGAAAAAGUGGCGACGCCGCAUGGAGCUCCUCGCGUUCUCUUCCGUCACAGAGGAUCACAUUCGCCUCCUCACGCAGCUCCUCCGAAACACGUCGGAGGUGUACGUCCACCUGGUAGCCGCGCAGCAGCACGGCUUUCUUUUCUUCGAUCGAUGUUGUCUGCAGCAGGAGCAGCUGCUGCAGAAGAACGCGGCUCUCGGCGGCGCUGUGCCCAGAGCUUCGCCGCUCGCGCGCCGCUCGCGCCCCUGCGACGACGAAGAAAGCGACGAUGAAAGCGCUUCCGAGAACCCGCCAGCGUCCUCGCUGUGGGUCGAGGCGGCAGCGACGAGCCCUUUGCCCGUGGCUGCGUCGUCUUUGACGAGUGCGAGCCCAGUCUUCCCUUCUUUGCCGGCCUGCCUGCGGGCGGGCGGCUGCGCGUGUCGCCGCGCGGUGCUUGCGCAGCUGCGGGCGUGGUGUGGGUCGCGGGCGUUUCUCGUCUUCUCCAAGGUGCAAGAAGGCUUCAAGGAGCGGCGCGCGGCGCUGCUUGAGCGGCGCCGCCUGGCGCGGCGGCCGCAGGAAAACGAGGCCGAGGAGGACGAGCAGCUGCGACGCGACGAGCGCGAGGCCAUCGCGGCGGUGCUCUGCGCGGAGGUGCUUCCGCAGUCCCUUCUUGACCUCGCCGAGCGACGUCUCGGUGUCGCGCUCGCCUUCCGUCUUCUUCUGCUUCUGCAGCAGCAGCUGGAGAGGCAGCGGCGGAGCGGCGGGCCGCGGGCAGCUGAGGGCGGAUGCCGCUCUUUGCUGGCGCUCCUCGCCACUGACACGGAGACGGCAAGCCUGCGCAGCGGCGGUGGGAAGGCGGACUCGAGGCGCUCGGCGGCGCGCGGGAGCCAAGCGAAGGCCAAAGCGAAGCCGCAGCGACGCGCGGCAGACGAGGAGGAGAGCGGCGAGAGCCAAACAGAGGCAGACGAUCGGUCGGACGCGAGCUCUGAGGACGAUGGAGAACGCGACGAACGAGACGGUGGCAGCGGCGCUGGCGAAGUCGAGAGCGGUAGCCGGACGAUGAUCGACGAGCUCGAGAGACUCCUCGGCGUGCACGAAGAAACCGCAUGCAUCUUGAGGAAAUACAGGCCUCAACAGCGCAUCCAAGAAAUGGCGCGUGCGACGCGUGCUGUCGGCGAAGACUUGCACCGGCUGAUGGGCGGGCUGUACGAGGAGCUCGCGGUGGCGGCUCCCGCGCGGAUCGCGCACGACAGCGCGUCCUACCCGACGUCCUCCUGUGCGUCGUCUGCUGAGGGAGGACUCGUCGAUCCCGCUGCGCUCUCGCUGCCUUUGAAGCGCUUCCUGCAGCAAGGUCACCGCGAGCUGUGUCUCCUGCGAAUCUUCCAGGCGUCGCGCGGCGAGACGCCUGCGGGCCCGUCGCGCGGGGCGGCGCCUUCCAGUCCGUCGGGAGUACAUACAGCCGAGAUCCUGCAUGCGUUUGAGAAUCUCGCGGCGCUGGUGCGCGACCUCGACGAGACGUCGGCGGCGCUCGCGGUGGCCUCGACGAAGCGCGAGGAAAGCGUCAGAUCCAACUCGCAGCCCCGCUCCAGCAGCGUCUCGCCUCUGCGCGAAGCCGGGCGCGACGACUCGAAGGGGCGCCGAUCAGUGUCUCCUUUGUCGCUUUCGCCUCGUCUCUCUGCGAGCCACGCGCCUGAGCGGAGGCUCACGGCGGAAGUCGCGGUUUCAGCCCUCGCAAACGGCGCGACAGGAGAGCUGGAGCGGGUUGCGGCUCCCCGUGGCUUCUCGCCGGUGGGGCUGCCGCCGGGCGCCGCGCCUGAGGACAGGGCGCUGCCGGUAUCUGAUCGUCUCUCGGCGCUGAAAAAUCGGUUUCUGAGCACGGUGGAGCAGCUCCUUCUGCUGCUGCUGCUCCCCCUGCCCGCGUGGCACCCUCUCGGGAGCGAGUUGGCAGUGUGGGGCGGUUCGCUGGCGAUUGAAAUCGCGACUGCGAUGGGGCUAAGUGCGGCAGCGCAGCCCGACCGUGGCGAGCGCGGCCUGAAGAGCCAACUGGUAUCUGCGGCGCAGUCGCUCUGCUUGCAUCUCGAGACAAUCCCGCAGCGCGAGACACUCGAACACCUCGCCAUGUGCAACCCCUUCUACCUGCAGCAGUUCCGCGAUUCGGAGGACGAAGCCGAGGGAGACGACGCCAAGGUUGACGGCGACGCACGGAGGCCGCUGCGCCGGGCGCGGGAGGACUCGAAGCAGGGCGGGAACGAAAACGCACCGGACGCUUCGGCUGUGCUUGUAGAAGACCUCGCUGUCGUGUACAGACUGCUGGGAGAGGCAGGCAAGCGCAUCGCAAUGUGGGACUUUUUCUGCGCGUUCUGCCGCGAGACGCUGGGUGCGCGCCUGGCGCAUGAGAAGGCUCUGCUGAAGCGCCGAGAGGGCGGCGUGGAGGCCGCGGCUGAACGCGUCGAGGAGGGUGACGACGGCGAAGGUGCGCACAAGAGGAGACAAAGCCGGCAGAAGCGGAAGGACAAGAAACUGCAGGAGCGCCAGUUCGAGUUGGACGUCCUCCAACUGAUGGAAGCCGAAGGCCAAACCGCCGCUCAACAGGUCGCGUCAGCCCCGUCCCGGUCAACGGGCACCUGUCGUUCGUCCGCCCGCGCUUCCUCCUCUCCAUAUGCUUCUUCGGUGCCUCCGGCGAACCUGCUGCAGCAGCUCCAGCUGCGCUUCGCCGUCGCACUGGGCACGCUGGAUCACCAGCUCGGCCUUCUUCGCUUGCCGAGCGCCGGCGCCGUCGCGGCGGCCGCGGAGCAGAUGUUGGUCGAGGGCGCCCCACGCGAACAGGCGGGGCUGCUGUUUUCCGCGCACGACGGCGACGGGGAUGAGGAACUGGACGAUUUGCGCGAGGAUGCGGAAGGCCACGAGCUGGACCAGGCGCGAAGGGGGUCUACAGAGGGCGCCGGUGGUGCCGGGGAACAAAAGCGCAAUACCAGGAGCAGCGGCAAACGCGGGCUGUCGCGCCUCGCGCGGGGCGGAGGCAAGGCAGCCGGAGACGAGGAAGAAGACAGCGACGAAGAAGUGGGCAAGGAAAUCGAGGAAGAACUCAUACAGAUGCGGGAGCUGCUGCACGGGGUGUACGCACACCGCACGCAGUUCGGGACGGUGUAUGUACACGGCAACGACAGAGAGCGGCGAGACGAAGAGGAGGAACAAGAGGAGAAGGAGGUGAAAGUGGAAAGGCGAAGCAGGAGAAAGACGCGGGAACGGAAGAAAAAGGCCAAGAGGGAUGACUACGACUACUAA
Molecule: messenger RNA, 6522 nt
Organism: Besnoitia besnoiti
Lineage: Eukaryota; Apicomplexa; Conoidasida; Eucoccidiorida; Sarcocystidae
Exons: 2
Coding region: 1-6522 (2173 amino acids)
Source: RefSeq, a predicted model, not a curated record